AAGUCCUUGGAAUCUCUUAUUAGUUUCUUUAAUGGUAAGUUAUUAACAAUUAAACUUGUUCUUAACUCCUGUUAAUUCUCUUCAUCUGACACGUCCAAUUUCCUUGAUGACCAUUUCAUACAUACAAAAUUUUCACCGUAAGCCUGACUAUUCCCACAUACUUUGUUUUCAUUAGAGAUACGAAUCCUACAAGUGUACACCUCAGAUGCCUGUUAAGAAUGAUCUAAGGGUAUUUUGAAGUAUUAGAUUACAAUUAAAUUAUUGAAUCAAGUUGUAGUUUUCAACUCUUUACAGAGCUAUUUAGCCGUACAUACAUGUAUUCUUCCUUCUUCAAUUAUAUAUGAGGCUGUAAAGGUUCCUUAAUUUGUAAAGAUUUUUCCUUCCAAGUGACUGAAUAUUCUAGUAGGUCGGCACAGAGAUACCAGUACCUAAGAAAUGGGAAACUGCACGUCCUGUGUAACUUCUGAUAUUCAAGUGCACGAGUAUGGUUCACAUGAAAAUGCGUUGCAGAUUCAAGCCGCGGUUGAUGGCAAUGUAAGGCAUAAGGUAGGUUCUGUCCACUCUCAUCAAGGAGCCAAAGGUGUCAACCAAGAUUCUGCUAUUCUAUACCAGGGGUAUGGGAUGGAAGAUGGAGAAUUAUGUGCCGUUUUUGAUGGGCACGGAAGCAAUGGGCACAUAGUGAGUAGGGUAGCAAGGAACCAGUUGCCGUCAUUACUACUGAACCAAAGGAAAUUUAUGGAAUGGGAUCAGGCUUUUGUCAGUGCUUUCAAAGCAUUGGACAAGGAGAUUAAGCUGCUGGAGACUGUGGAUUGUUCUUUUAGUGGAAGUACUGCUGUGGUUGUUGUUAGACAGGGUGAAGAUCUUGUUAUAGCCAAUCUUGGAGAUUCCAGGGCUGUCCUUGGAACAUCAACUGAAAACGGCAUCCAAGCUACUCAACUGACGGAGGAUUUGAAGCCUGAUGUACCUGGUGAAGCUGAUCGUAUUAAGAAAGCUAAUGGUAGGGUGUUUGCUCAUGAGAGUCAACCACACAUCCAGCGUGUGUGGUUACCAAAUGAGGAUAUCCCAGGUCUUGCCAUGUCUCGAGCUUUUGGAGAUUUUGAUAUGAAGAACUGUGGAAUUAUUGCCACCCCUGUGGUCACUCAUAGGCGUUUAACGUCUAAAGACCAAUUUCUUGUGCUGGCUUGUGAUGGGGUGUGGGAUGUGCUGAGCAACGAUGAAGUUGUAUCAGUUGUGGUGUCAACAAAGAACAAAGAAGCAGCUGCAAAAGCAGUAGUAGACGAAGCCCAUGCUGCUUGGAAGCGAAAAUUUCCUUUAGCCAAGAUCGAUGAUUGUACAGUGGUGUGCCUGUUCCUGGAGGAUAGAGAAGACAGUCUUUUCACUCCUACAACUUGAGUUUACACACACU
Molecule: messenger RNA, 1405 nt
Organism: Beta vulgaris subsp. vulgaris (sugar beet)
Lineage: Eukaryota; Viridiplantae; Streptophyta; Magnoliopsida; Caryophyllales; Amaranthaceae
Product: probable protein phosphatase 2C 72
Exons: 4
Coding region: 436-1392 (318 amino acids)
Biological process (GO): protein dephosphorylation
Molecular function (GO): protein serine/threonine phosphatase activity
Source: RefSeq, a predicted model, not a curated record